GAUCAGCGGAGGAAGAACCCCCUCGCCCCCCAAACCUUCCACCGGAGAGAGCAGAGUCUUGGGCUGAUUGGAUUGCACCUGGCAGGGCGUAAAACCCUCACCAGAGAGCCCGGAGGGGGGCGGGCCGGAGGGGGACGCGGGAGCCCCCAGCCACCCGCCGGUGCGCCGCGUCCGGGGCUGGGGAGGGGAGGGAAGGGAAAGGAAGGGGAAGGAAAGUUAGGCGACUCAAGUCUCCCUCCCAUUGGGGCAGCGAUCGGUGACCAUGACCGAAGCCGCGGAGCCCAACGGGGGCGCUCCGGCCCCCCAGGGACUGCCCGACGGGCCGGCGAUUCUGGCCGAGGGACCCAGUGAGGCCGGGUCCCAGGAGGGGGCGACGGGGGGCGCGGCCACGGCCCCGGGGGCCGCGGGGGAGGGCUCGGAAGCCCGGGCGGCGGCGGAGGGGGAAGGAGCCGGUGGGCCUGCACCCGGGGCCGGCCGGGAUCCCGGGGCGGCGGUGCCGGGCGCGGGCGCCGGGGCGCAGGGCGAGGCGGAGGAGGGGAGCAGCGAGGUCGGCACACCGGGCGGGACUGCGGGGGAUCCCGCAGCCCUCGGGGCGCAGCAGGAGGCGGAGCCUCAGCCGGAGGUGCCCGGGAUCCCCGCAGAGGUCCAGGGACCCGCAGGGCGCAGCGUGGAUGUGGAUGGCCAGGCACCCCCGGGGCGCAGCCUGGAUGUGGAUGGGCAGGCACCCCCAGGGGGCAGCGUGGAUGGCCAGGCACCCCCGGGGCGCAGCCUGGAUGUGGAUGGGCAGGCACCCCCAGGGGGCAGCGUGGAUGGCCAGGCACCCCCGGGGCGCAGCCUGGAUGUGGAUGGGCAGGCACCCCCAGGGGGCAGCGUGGAUGGCCAGGCACCCCCAGGGCGCAGCGUGGAUGGGCAGAACCCCCCAGGGGGCAGCAUGGAUGUGGAUGGCCAGGCACCCCCAGGGCGCAGCAUGGAUGUGGAUGGGCAGGCACCCCCGGGGCGCAGCGUGGAUGGGCAGGACGCGCAGCUAGCUGCAGGAGGGGCGCAGGGGGCGGAGGGGGCGCCCCACGGUGGAGGGGACCCCCGUUCCCAGCCACAGUCCGAGGUCCUCCUCGAGGUGGCAGAGGCUGAGUCUGGGGAGCCCCACCCGGGACAGCUUGCGGGGCUCCCCGAGGCGGGGGCGGCCCUGGGGAGCGAGGGGUGCGGGGAGGAAGCGGCUCCCGGCGAGGCCAGGGUGGACACGGGCCCGGAGAACGGGGACCGGGGCGGGGCUCCCGGGGAAGCGGAGGGGAAGGCGGAGAGGCCGGAGCUGGGCGCCCAGGGGCCCCCGGAGGAGCCCCCGGGAGACGGCCCCGAAGGGGAGGCCGGGGGCGUCCCGCUCAGCAACCACCUGGCCGAGCUGCCGGGCGCGGACGGCGGCGGGUCAGCGCCCGUGAACGGCCGCGGCGAGGGCGAGGACGGCGAGGGCCCCGAGCACGACAUCACCCUCUUCGUCAAGGCCGGCUAUGAUGGGGAGAGUAUCGGAAACUGCCCGUUCUCACAGCGUCUCUUCAUGAUCCUCUGGCUCAAAGGUGUUAUAUUUAACGUGACAACCGUGGAUCUGAAGAGGAAACCCGCAGACCUGCAGAAUCUGGCUCCUGGAACGAACCCUCCGUUUAUGACUUUUGAUGGUGAAGUCAAGACCGACGUGAAUAAGAUCGAAGAGUUCUUAGAGGAGAAGUUAGCUCCCCCCAGGUACCCUAAACUGGUGACCCAACACCCUGAAUCCAACUCUGCUGGAAAUGAUGUAUUUGCCAAAUUCUCAGCAUUUAUUAAAAAUACCAAGAAGGAUGCAAAUGACAUUCAUGAGAAGAACCUGUUACGAGCCCUGAAGAAGCUGGAUAAUUACUUGAACAGCCCUCUGCCGGAUGAAAUCGAUGCCCAGAGCACCGAGGAUGUCACUGUUUCUGGAAGGAAGUUUCUGGAUGGGAACGAGCUCACCCUGGCUGACUGCAACCUCUUGCCCAAGCUUCACAUCAUUAAGAUUGUGGCCAAGAAGUACAGAGACUUCGAAUUUCCUUCUGAAAUGACUGGCGUCUGGAGAUACUUGCACAAUGCUUACGCUCGAGAUGAGUUCACAAACACCUGCCCAGCCGACCAGGAGAUUGAGCACGCGUAUUCAGACGUUGCAAAAAGAAUGAAGUAAAGCUGGCUGCCCUUCCUUCUUGUUUCUCAUUGAGUGAGCUCGACUUCAAAAAGAGUGUUCUAUGUAUUUCUCCCAACUGACCAUCUUUUGCAAAAUAAUGUUGAUAGUGUGAUCCACAGAUACCACCACGGGGCAUGUGGCCUUUUAUAUCAGCUCACCCUGUAUCCUUGCAUACCAUAACCUUUUACACACACAGGUUUCCAGUGUGUGUGCACUUACACUUUUGGUAAGCACCAACAUCAUACGAUAUGAUAUUUAGGGCAUAUGUUUUGCAGUUAAAUUUUCAAAGCAAAUUGACCUUGGGCUCGAGUUCCUCACUUUUUCAAAUUUAAUGUUUCUUUUUUUUUUUUUUUAAGUUUUCUUUGUGCCAGUCCUGGGGCUUGAACUCAGUACUUGGGCGCUGUCCCUGAGCCUCUUUGUG
Perognathus longimembris pacificus (Pacific pocket mouse) is the source of this 2603-nucleotide messenger RNA. RefSeq names its product chloride intracellular channel 6 (gene Clic6). The transcript is spliced from 6 exons. The record is from RefSeq and is a predicted model, not a curated record. Gene Ontology annotation, cellular component: plasma membrane. Lineage: Eukaryota; Metazoa; Chordata; Mammalia; Rodentia; Heteromyidae. The coding region runs from base 263 to 2182 and encodes 639 amino acids. Gene Ontology annotation, molecular function: D2 dopamine receptor binding; D3 dopamine receptor binding; D4 dopamine receptor binding.